This is a messenger RNA of Lotus japonicus, 1125 nucleotides long. Its product is annotated as GDSL esterase/lipase At3g14820-like. Gene Ontology annotation, biological process: lipid metabolic process. The transcript is spliced from 6 exons. NCBI's taxonomy places the organism in Eukaryota, Viridiplantae, Streptophyta, Magnoliopsida, Fabales, Fabaceae. Gene Ontology annotation, molecular function: lipase activity. The record is from RefSeq and is a predicted model, not a curated record. Bases 1 to 1125 code for a protein of 374 amino acids. Gene Ontology annotation, cellular component: extracellular region.
AUGGAUUACUUAUUGUGUGAGAAAAUGUUAGUGAUUAUAGUUUUGGUUUUCUUUUCCAAUAGAAUUCCCAAUGUAGCAGCUGCUAAUGCCACAUAUCCAGCAUUGUUUGCAUUUGGAGAUUCAAUUCUAGAUACAGGAAAUAACAACGAUCGUUGGACAUUGACUAAGUGCAAUCAUCAUCCCUAUGGUAGAGACUUCGAAGGAGAAAUACCUUCAGGAAGAUUCUGCAACGGAAAGGUUCCUACAGAUAUUAUAGCGGGAGCUCUGGGAAUCAAACAAACAGUGCCAGCAUUUCAGUUGCACGACAAUAUAACGGUUGAUGACCUUGCCACUGGUGUCUGCUUUGCUUCAGGUGGCUCAGGAAAUGAUGAUUUCACGGCUGAGUUUCUAGGAGUUAUAAAGCUAUCAGACCAACUGGAAAAUUUCAAAGCUUACAUACAAAACCUAGAUGCGGCUAUUGGACCCCAAAAGGUGGCUUCCAUCAUAUCCAACGGCUUGUACCUCGUUUCAGCUGGGAACAAUGACAUUGCCAUUACCUACAGUUAUAAUAUCUUAAGGGGAACGAUGGAUUUCCAAACCUAUGCCGAUAACUUGGCUUUGUGGGCUUCAGAUUUCCUCAAUAGUUUGUACCAACUCGGAGCACGACAUGUGUGGGUUCUAAGCACCUUGCCCCUGGGAUGCUUGCCCUCAACUAGAACUCUACAGGGUGGACUACCUUUUAGGCCGUGUUCAGAUAAACUCAAUAAUGAAUCGGUAUACUUCAAUUCGAAGUUAGAAGAAAAGAUUUCUACUUUGAAAAAUCAAACCAACCUUCCCAAUUUCGAUGUUAGAUUCAUUGACGUCUACAAUCCUAUACUUGAACUAAUGCAAAAUGCUGCAAGUAAAGGGUUUACCAACGUAGCCAAUGGAUGUUGUGGGACUGGGGUAAUUGAACUUGGACCGCUAUGUAACUCGUUCGAUAUCUUAUGUCAAAAUACUUCAUCAUACUUUUUCUGGGAUGCUGCUCAUCCGACUCAGAGGGCUUAUGAGCUCAUUGUCGAUGAUAUACUAAAAGCAAACAAUAUUUCAAGCUCUUUUAAUUAUUCUCCUACAACUUCUACCAGUGCAUGUUUGGAUGUGUUGUGA